AUGAUUAGUGCAUUCUUUAUAUACAAUCAGAAGGGAGAAGUACUAAUUUCGCGUUUAUAUCGUCAAGAUUUAAAGCGUUCUGUUGCAGACAUCUUUCGAAUUCAAGUAAUUUCUAAUACUGAUGUUCGUUCACCUAUCAUUACACUUGGAUCUACAUCAUUUUUUCAUGUUCAUCAUGAAAACCUUUACAUCGUGGCCGUUACUAAGUGUAAUGCUAAUGCAGCCUUAGUGUUUGAGUUUUGUUAUAGACUUGUUAUCAUUGGAAAGGCUUAUUUUGGGAAACUUGACGAAGAAGCUGUUAAGAACAAUUUUGUACUAAUAUACGAGUUAUUAGACGAGAUUCUCGAUUUUGGAUAUCCUCAAAAUAGUGAAACAGAAACGCUUAAAAUGUAUAUAACUACUGAAGGUGUCAAAUCACAACGCGCUGUGAAAGAAGAUUCUUCAAAGAUCACUAUCCAGGCAACUGGAGCUACUUCAUGGCGUAGAUCAGAUAUUAAAUAUAGAAAGAACGAAGCUUUUAUAGAUGUUAUUGAAUCAGUGAAUUUAUUAAUGAGCACCAUAUUAAGAUCGGACGUGUCUGGACAAAUUAUGAUGAGAGCAUAUCUUUCUGGUACCCCGGAAUGUAAAUUCGGACUUAACGAUAAAUUAUUGUUGGAAAAAGACGCAUCGCAUAGAGGAUCGUCUCAGAGAAGAACGAAUGCUGUUGAGAUUGAUGAUUGCCAAUUUCAUCAAUGUGUUAAAUUGGGAAAAUUCGAUUCUGAUCGUACAAUAAGUUUUGUUCCCCCAGAUGGUGAAUUUGAAUUAAUGAGAUAUCGUACUACGGAAAAUGUCAACCUUCCAUUCCGUGUUCACCCAGUAGUUAACGAAAUUGGUAAAUCACGCGUUGAAUAUCGAAUCACUGUGAAAGCGAAUUUCUCGCCAAAAUUAUAUGCUAAUAAUGUGGUGAUAAGGAUACCCACGCCACUUAAUACUGCCAAUAUCAAUACACGCGUAACAGCUGGUAAAGCGAAAUAUGUUCCAGCCGAAAAUUCUAUUGUUUGGAAGUUACCGCGAUUCCAAGGACAAUCCGAAGUAACAUUAUCUGGUGAAGCUGAACUUUCUUCUAUGACUGUAAAGAAAGCAUGGUCUCGACCUCCAAUAUCAAUGGAUUUUCAAGUUUUGAUGUUUACUUCUUCUGGAUUAUUAGUCAGAUUUUUGAAAGUCUUUGAAAAAAGCGAAUAUACAAGUGUUAAAUGGGUAAGAUAUAUGACUAAGGCCGGAAAUUAUCAGAUCAGGUAA
Funneliformis geosporum is the source of this 1278-nucleotide messenger RNA. The record is from the annotation of a GenBank genome assembly. Lineage: Eukaryota; Fungi; Glomeromycota; Glomeromycetes; Glomerales; Glomeraceae.